Molecule: messenger RNA, 1719 nt
Organism: Adineta ricciae
Lineage: Eukaryota; Metazoa; Rotifera; Eurotatoria; Adinetida; Adinetidae
Source: the annotation of a GenBank genome assembly
AUGUUAUUUCCAUCAUCUCUUGAACUUUUACCAGACGAAAUCCUCUUGCAAAUAUGUCAAUACUUGCGCGGUGCAGAUGUUUUCUUUUCAUUUUACAAUCUAAAUAGUCGUUUGAAUACGACAAUACGAGGUUACUGUCAUUAUGUUAAUUUAACGGCUGUUUCAUAUAAACAAUUCGAGUAUGCUGUUCGUGAUGUUCUACCACAAAUCGGUCAUCUUGUUCGAUCGUUUGUGCUGAAUGGCAAUUGGGAAACGAUUAUUCAUAGCAACUUAUCGUCUAUUCUGUUUGUCUCGCAUUUAUCUAAUCUAUUUCCACGAAUUCGAAAAUUACUUAUUAAAUGGUUUCAAAGUGAGAAACUUCUCUCUUUCGUCACUAGUCUUCGAGAUCUUCCCGAACUUACCGAACUGGACAUUCGAUUUCUAAAAGGCAAUGCAGUUAAUUUCCUUCUAGAAAAUGUUCUCUCUGCUAAUCAGAAUCGAUUAUCAAUAGUAUCAUUCGAUCAUGAUUCUACCGACUUAAACCUAUCGGAUGAGAAGGACCCAACAUCCUAUCCGCACAUCGAACAACUCUCUGUUAACCUUACCCUAAGUAAAUUUAUUCCAUGUCUUUUCCGUCUCGUACCGAACGUAUGGCAAUUAUAUUUGAGUAUCGAUGAAUUGUCUAACGAUACGAAAUGUAAAUCAGUGAUUGUUAAUUUAUCACCACUUGUCCGUUUAACACAUUUUCGAUUACGAACGAUCAAUCUUUUUUGGACGUUCGAAGAUAUUGCUUGUAUACUGAAAGCAAUGCCGGCGUUAGAGCAACUAACGCUUGAUCUUCGCACGGAUGAUCGACGACUUGUUACGAAAGAAAAUCUUCGUACUCUUCUACCUUCAUCACUUCUUCGAAUGGAUUAUUUCAUUCGAUAUUACACUCCUUCAAAAUCGGAUACAAAAUUCGAACACCAUGAUUCGUUUUCAGCACCUCAUUCGCCCAUUAUUUCAAUGUUAGAUUCACCUCGUCACCGUUUUAUCAUUUGUACAAUUCCGUGUAAUCUGUACGCUGUGAUUUUACCAGCAACAGUGAGCAAACAAAUGCCGGAAGGUUGGAAUUAUAUGAAUCAAACGAAAGAUUUACAUAUUUGUGAUAUAACAUCCAUCGCGGAAAUACUUCUCAUAUUACGACACUUUCGUAAUCUGAAAAUAUUAACCCUCGAUGCAAAAGACAAAGUACAAGUUUUAACAUUGCCAGCACAGUCCCCGUCAGUCGAUAUCAAAUUACCUUUUCUUAAACAAAUUGAAGUUUCCGGUGUAUUAGAUUUGUCUCCUAUACUUUAUGGUGCACCUAACGUUGAUUAUUUGAUUAUCUACUACGAUAGUUUAAAAAUUUUACUGGACGAUGAAUCGACAUUUCGUCUAUUACAAACGCAACUUAUUCGUAUUAAUAUUAUCGACUGGGUUGAUCUCGAAUCGGAUCUAUUGGAACGUAUUGCCCAACUUCAUUCACUACGUCAUAUUGUUAUAACACUCAAAAACCCUGAAUCGGUUAUCAAUGCUUUUGUAUUGAAAAUUCUUUCGUUUUGGAAAGACAAGUCUCGUCUGUCAAUUGAUGUCAAAGGUUCAUUGACACCUACAGCUCCAUUAGACCUUCGACAGUGGUUAAUCGCUCAUUCUCAUAUAAAACCAGAGGAUUCGUUUACAGUAGAAUGCAAUAACAAUUGGUUUGAUCUUUGGUUUUAA